Messenger RNA from Homarus americanus (American lobster), 5325 nucleotides. It is a transcript of the gene rin, whose product is annotated as ras GTPase-activating protein-binding protein 1-like. The record is from RefSeq and is a predicted model, not a curated record. The transcript has 12 exons. Lineage: Eukaryota; Metazoa; Arthropoda; Malacostraca; Decapoda; Nephropidae. Gene Ontology annotation, molecular function: mRNA binding. Gene Ontology annotation, cellular component: ribonucleoprotein complex; cytosol. The coding region runs from base 105 to 1613 and encodes 502 amino acids.
CGCACCACCACAAACAGCCAUAUUACACCAGCAAUAUACGUCAUCUAUUUAAGCAAAUCUCUACUCACUCGUAAAGUACGUAAGUUAUUGAGUUAUAGCAGAGGAUGGUCAUGGAAACUCCAUCACCGCAAUGCGUUGGCCUUGAAUUUGUGCGCCAGUACUACACGGUGCUCAACAAGGCCCCCAUGCACCUUCAUCGGUUUUUCAGUAAUAAUUCGUCAUUCCUGCAUGGGGGCCACAAUUCCAUGAGCGAACCGAUUAUCGGCCAAGCAGAUAUUCAUAAAAUGAUCAUGAGCCUCAACUUCCGUGACUGUCAUGCCAAGAUCCGAAUGGUUGACGCUCAAGCCACACUCGGUGAUGGAGUAGUUAUUCAGGUAACUGGAGAGUUAUCAAACAAUGGAAAUCCCAUGCGACGAUUCAUGCAGACCUUUGUACUGGCUCCACAAACCCCCAAGAAGUACUAUGUACAUAAUGACAUCUUUCGCUACCAAGAUGAGGUGUUCAGUGAUGAGGAGGGUGGGGAUGAGGCUGGCAGUGAGAUCGAAGAAGAUUUGGAUGCUCCAAUGCCACCUCAAAAUUUCACAGCUCCUUCUGCCACGGUCAACGGAUCAGCUCAUCCUCCUGAGCCAGAGCCAACGCCUCCUGCUGCUCCCCAGACUCCAGUUGCCCCACAAGUCCCUACACCUGUACCAAGCGAGUGGGGAAGCCAGACAUCACAGCCUGUGAGGGAGGUUGCUCCAGUGCCAACUACAGGAAAUUCUGCAACUACUGUAACCCCUACACCAAUUGUUGCUCCACCAUUAUCCCCAACACCACCAGCACCGGUAACAACAGAACCUGUACCAGAAGAUCCACCUACCCCGGAAAAAGAAGAUCAGGGUUGGGGUUCUCCUGGUCCUGACGGUUGGGGUGCAACUACAGAGCCCCAAGGUUCAUCCUGGGAUGAGCCAGCUGUUCCACAAAAGGAAACCCCAGACCCAGACCCUCCUCAACCUGAUCCAGUUCAACAACCUGCCUCAAGUGAACCUAAGACCUUUGCAAAUUUGUUUAAAAGCUCUCAAGGGUUUGCUCCUGCCCCACCACCAGCAUCCACAGCAUCACAGCAGCCUUCUACACAAACAACACCACCUGUGCCACAACAGAAUCCACAGCUGAACCGAGUUGAAGUAAACAAUCGUGCUACAUCAGCGGCUGGUGCAAAUACUACUCAAAAUCAGCCUCAGUCAGGAGGUGGAUAUAAUCAACGGACACCUAGGAGCACACAAGGACGAGGACCGCCAAGAGACCGCCCGUACAGGCCCAACAGUGAAGAUAAUUCAGAAUUGGAGAGUGUGGGUGGUGAAGAGAGACGGCGAGCUCCUCCAGUGCCUGACAGUCAACAGAUUUUUGUAGGAAACCUUCCACACACAGCAGGGGAAGAUGAACUGAAGGCUGAGUUCUCUAGAUUCGGCAAGAUAGUUGACGUUCGCAUAAAUACGGCAAAGGGCAAGACUGGUCCAAAGGGACAGGUUCCUAAUUUUGGGUUUAUCACAUUUGAGGAGGAAAGUUCUGUUACCAGGGCUCUUCACAGUAGGGUAAGUAGGCAUUUAGUAUUUUGUAAAUUUGGUUGUUAAUAUCUAUAAUUUAUUACCUCUGCAAAAUUUUCCCGUUAUUAGGCUUAUAUAAUAAUAACAAUGAUUUAUGAAAUCCUUCAUUAAUAUCGAAUCACAGUUUUAACUCAUUUUUAUUGUAAUUUCAAUGACUACAUUUAUAAAGGAAAAUGAUCAUAAGAACUGAAUUUCAUGGGUUGCAGUGGAGGUUUGGUAAGCUUACAUAUUCCAUGUCAUUUUAUUGGUGGAAGAGUUGAUGAAAUUUUUUGUUAUAAUGAGGUAACAUCACAAUUUUUUGGUAAAACUAAUAUUGAAUGUUACACAAGAGCUGUGUUUUGAUUCACAUUUUAGUUUGUUUUGUGUAUAUUGGUACAGGAAUAACAAAUUUGUGAAUAUCAAGACAAUUUUCCCCCAAAGAAUCAUUGUAAUUAGGAGGGGAUGUGUUCCCAGCAGGUAAGUUUCACCGCAUAUUUUUUUAUAUGCACUCCUCAUUUGAGGCUAUUAGGGACCAGGGUCGCAUGGACAGUAUACUGUAGUACAGGUUCCCUUGAGAUAUGAACGUUCGUGAUAGGAAAAUUCACUUAUACGAAUUUCCUAAAUUUAACCGCUAUUUUGAGAUACGAAAGCUUCCCCCACUUAUGUGAAUUUGGGUCUGGACAAAAAUUCAAAUCGCACGCCCCCGAGAGUUGGCUGGAGUCGCCACAUAUCCUUGCACUCUCCCUACCAGGCUGAGGUAGGAGUUAUGUCAUAUUUAUUUCUCAACUCGUAAUUUUUGGGUACAUAAACAUACCUGGUAACUUUCUAAAUAUUUUUUAAUUUGGUUAUGCGCACACACAAUUCUGCAUACAGAAUGUGUAAUAAUAAUAAUAAUAAUACAAAAAACAUAAAGGGAAUAAACAUUUCUUAUGUGCAUGAUAAACAUACAUUUUUAUUUGUUUAUUUUUUACAUUCACACUCGGUCUUUCAUACAGAAAAUGCAAAAAAAAAUCAAAUAAAUAUAUAUACUGUAGUAAGAUAAAAAACAUAAGAGAAUAAAAAUUUCUUACGUCCAGGCAAUUGUGGGAAGGGGGGGUGGGUCAGUGUUGGUAUCUCAGCCUCCUGCCAAGCUGUGAGCUGCAUUAUUGUUAUUUUUCAACUCAUAUUUUCAGGUAGAUAUAGUUUUUCUUUUAACUCUGUUACAUGCACACAAUCUUCAUACAGAUUGUGCUUAAAAUAAAAAAUAAUUAUCGUAAAGUCCAAAACAUUAAGGAAUUAAAUAUUUGUUGUGUAUGAAUGUUAGCUAAGAGAGUGAAGAAGGGGGCAGUGGGGUGUCCGUCACAGCUCCGCUGUCUCAUGUGUAGUUGACAAGAUUGCUAAAAUGCUAAGCAGAAUUUUUGUCUUUUCUUUGUUAUUUUUAUUUACCGGUAUUCCUCACAUUUACUGGUACAUUAUAUAUUAUUUUAUGUACUAGAUUAAGUUCUUUCACGCAUAAACCAUCCUCUGGGUGAUGUGACAUGUUCAACUGCUUAGCCUGUCAAUCACCUGGGACGGGCAAAACCUCCUAUGCAUCCCACGUGGGUUGCAUAUGUUACUCCUUCCCAUAACAUAAUGUACCAGAGCAAAACAAUACUUUAUUAACUUUUGUCAUAUGUUUGGUAGUAAAUUAGAGUAGUAAUAUCUUCUUUAGCUGGACUCACUGUUAGCAGGAACCCUCUAAUACCCAGAAUCGAAAUUGGCUUUGAAUUUUUACGGAAAAAUUCUCUCUGUUCCGGGUCUGAAUGAGUUUCAAGGUUGAAAAUCAGCUGCCUUUUUUUUAUUCCGAGAAAAUCUCUGCAAGUGUGUCUGUUCUGGGCCUGGUAAUAAAUUUUCUUGGAGUUCUGGGAUUGCAUCAUAUUCCAACAUGUCCCCACGUGCCAGAAUGAGUGGACAGUGUCUGCCUACUCUAGGUUCAAGACCACAGCAUCUGCUGGUGAGUACAGUAUAUGCAGUAAAGUACAGCAGUAGUAUAUUUUGCAUUAUAUUUUUGGGUUACAUUAUUUACAUUAUAUUGUACGUAUACUUUGGUGCAUAAAUAAAUACAGCUCCGUGUAAGAUGCGUUGAAAAUUUUCCCAGUGAAGAGUGGAAGAUUCUGCUGUCGUCGCUAUAACCCAUAGGUUCCUUUUUUAACCAGACUUUAAAUUAUUGUAUGCGGGAUUAUUUGGGGUAAGAAAUGGAGUGCGGUUGUCUAACCCAACCAGAACUGAUUUUCUCGACUCCGGUAUCAAUAUGCCAUCUCCACGGAUAUUAUACCUCGCUAAUCCUCAUUUUGCGAUUAUUUCAUUUAACAUUAGGUUUUCAGGAAUGGAUCCCAUCAUUAACCGAGGGAUACCUGUAUAAAGAUUUAAUAGAAGUAACAUUUUCAGUUUAAGAUAUUAUUCUGUUUUGUGAAUGAUUGUGUGUUUGUUUAAUAAGGGGUAAUUGGGCAUAUGAAAAUGAAUGAAUGAAAGAUGGAAACAUGAACAGCAAUUUUAUUUUAUUUUUUUAUUGCCCAAUUUAAAGGUAGGUGAGUAGUCUGAUUACCUCAAGGAGUUACAACCUUGCUUUACUUUGGUCCCACCCUGCAGGUUGGUGUUGGGAAGGGCAUCAAGCAUUCCUGAUGGCAAACAGGUCACUAGAACCGUGUCCAUCCUCUGGUCUCUUGCAUUUUCUGGGCUAUUGUCCUGGGUUUGUGGUGGUGAGCAGGGGAGAGGACAUCCCAUUCUAGUUUUACCCAAUAGCUGCCAUUAAGUAAUCAAGGCUGACCAAAACUAGCAUGGAAAGCGCCUGCGGAACCAUAUUAUGGAGCCCGCAAGGGUUCAUUAGAAAAUGUUUGAUUAUUUGGGAUUCUUUGUAAAUGUGGAAUUAAUGAAAAUAUGUAAUAACUUGAUACAACUGUCAUGUACAGGACGUGUAUUACCCCAGAGAGAGGGCCAGCCUUCUCACGGGGGUAAAUACACACGUCCUGUCCAACCAAGAGUAAAUGUAAAAAGUAUGUAGCUGGUAAGAGUUAGACUUGUAAAACUGUACAGUAUAUGAGAUAUUUUUUCUUGAAUGCAGAUCCAAUGUUUUUGGGCCUCCACAAUAUUUACAAUGAUAAAUGUGGGCCAGAGCCUACAAAAGGUUGGGGACCACUGUCAUAUGACAAUGAGUGUACACUAUUACACAGUGGUGCUUUUUAAUUUUUAAAAGCGGCAAGGAUAUGAUACUCUCUGAAUGUAUGUAUUUCACCCUGAGAUGUUAAAAAAAAAAUUUAUGCCUGUGAAUGAAGUUUUGCCUAAUAACUGAAAAGGAUGCAGAUGAAAACACAAAACAAAAAAUAAAUAACAAAAAAUUAACUUCCAAUAGAUACUGAUGAUGGUCUUAAAUUUUAAUAAAGUUUAAUUCCAGUAUAUAAAUAUGACUGUUACAGUGGUCAACUUAUUAGGAUAGAAUAGUAAGUUACUUGAAGGUCUGCGCUACAACUUCAGAAAGGUACGUACUGUAAUGUUGCUGUAAGUAAAUAAGUUAAUAGGUAUUUAUAAGACAGGAACAAAUGCAAUGUAGACAAAAAUAUAUGUGAAGAGACUAUUGCAGUACAGUGUAUAUAAAAUUAGCUUAUAUUAAUUGGCACAAGCAGGAAAAAACUAGAUUAGAAAUUCCUCGUAUUUUAAUCGAAAUCCUUUGAUAAUAUUAUGUGAUAGCAAUAUAAAUUUGCAACAAGUUUUAUUAUUUAUAUAUAUAAAUGUAUCUAUUUUGUUU